AUGUCCAUAAUUGUACUCUUCAAGCUUAUGCUUCUUCUCCUCCUACUUUUGAACCCUCCUUCCAAUACUACCAAAGGGUGUAAUUAUGGACCCUUUUGUGUGGAUGCUGCAAGACCUUUGGAACAAAAUGUUAAUCCAAAAUAUAUAAACUUGAAGCCUGAGAAAGGAAAUGGAGGAGGAAGGGUUUUUCAAGGGAGGAACGUGGAGGAUUGUUUGCCUAAAGGGUUUCGACGAUCUUCUGCUCCGAGUAGAUAUAUUAAUUAUCAGCCUCUUGGAAUCUCUUGUUCUUCAAGCAAGACAGUAGUGAAUGGCCCUUGA
Messenger RNA from Lathyrus sativus (Indian pea), 318 nucleotides. Lineage: Eukaryota; Viridiplantae; Streptophyta; Magnoliopsida; Fabales; Fabaceae. The record is from the annotation of a GenBank genome assembly.